AUGAAAGUUUCGAAUCGUGAUGAAAACUUUAAUAACAGCAAAGCCGUGGAUGAAGUUUUAACUGUUGAUGUUACAUUAAUAAAGUCGAGUUGUACUGCAGAAAGCUUUCACUUAAUUAGUUCAUCAAUUCCUUUGAUCUUUGAAAGUCAGCUCAUAAAUUUUGCUAAUUGCAACGAUUUAUCAUUAUGUUUCAAAAGAAGUGCCAAAACACUUCAAACACCUCAAGGAAAUCCAAUAAUUCAUUAA
Messenger RNA from Clunio marinus, 246 nucleotides. The record is from the annotation of a GenBank genome assembly. NCBI's taxonomy places the organism in Eukaryota, Metazoa, Arthropoda, Insecta, Diptera, Chironomidae.